This is a messenger RNA of Drosophila persimilis, 2740 nucleotides long. RefSeq lists its product as uncharacterized. The transcript is spliced from 2 exons. Lineage: Eukaryota; Metazoa; Arthropoda; Insecta; Diptera; Drosophilidae. The coding region runs from base 136 to 2556 and encodes 806 amino acids. The record is from RefSeq and is a predicted model, not a curated record.
GCUUCUGGUCGUUGGGGUUGCUUUGGGGCCGUGCCUGUGAAUUUAAUGUUCGGCUAAUCCAAUAAAGAUACAACAAAUAGUAGCUAUGUGGAUGCCAGCAAUUAGCAAGUGCUUGUGCUAUCAAAUAAAGCUAAAAUGCUGCACACGGAGUCAUUGCCCACCAGCACCACCCACCAAGGUAUCUACGCGCCGCUAAGUCAGGCCAUGACCGACUCCGAAUCCGACGAAGAGAUCGAGAUUCACAACGCCAGCAAGCAUCGCCAGCGAUUCCACAUCGAAUCUCAACAGCAACAGCAACAGCAAAAGCAGCAGCAGCAGCAGCAUACGCCCCAGGAGCGCCAAUCUCAACGCAGUCGCAUUCCGCCAAAUACCUUGGCGCUCAAGUCUCCGCACACGCGGCCCACAGCCACACGUAUCGUAAGCAAGCCGCAGUCUCAAUCUCAGUCCCAAUCCCAGUACCAGUCGCAGUCGCAGUCCCAUCCUCAGCCGCAGAAGUUUCAGCUGGAGACGCCCACGAGCAGCUACACCACGAACAUGCAAAACACUUUCCGGUCCGUGAUGCUCAGCGACUUGGGCGGCGGCAGUGUGGGAGCCGAGUUCUCCAACUUCAACAGCGAAUUCGAUGCCACGGCAGACAACGUGGCCAUCCUGGGCGGCAGUACGGAGGAGUCCAAGCUCGCGCCCAUGUCGACGGCAAGGCGCAGCUGCUUUAUAGCCUCCCUCUUGCUGUGCCUCUUUGCGGUCUUCGGCUUUGUCUGGCUGGUGCCGUGCGGCAAUCCGGAUGGCACCGGGGCCUGCCCAGCCGUGGGCGACCGCGUGAAGACCCACAACUGGCUGAAUAACUAUACGAAAAUAGAGCUCAAGGGCGGCAUCAAUGUGGUCAAUGGACUGCGCGCCUGGGAGAACAAUCUGAUAUUUCUGUACCGCGGCGAUGCCUUCUUCCCGGAGUUCCGGCCGGGCAAUCACAAGCGGAAUGGGAUCAUCUCGUUGAUCGGCAGCUCUGGAGCUGUGGCCUGGUACGACGAGAUGGUGGAUGAGCCGGCGGCCCUGGACUGCACGCUGAUCGAUGUGGACAACAAUGGGAAGACGGACUGUCUGGUGAUUGACGAGUACGGCGAGCUGGGGGCCAUCAAUCCGGUCUCCGGACAGUGGCAUUGGCGCUUCAAGGAGCGCUCGGCCCACAAAAUCGAUGCCUACGACUUUCCCAUCAUUCUGCCCGACCUGGAUGGCGAUGGAGUGCUGGACAUACUGCUCGUGUCCAGCCUGUCGCUGGAGCAGCGCACCAAGUCGCUUAUCCAACCCAAGCACGAGACCGCGGCCCAACUGGAGGCACGCAAUGUGCUCCGACUGCUAUCGGGGCGCCAUGGCAGGCCCAUAGGCGAUGGCUUCCGGGUCCACGACUGCCAGAAGCUGAGCCGACUCCAGCUGGAGGCCGGAAAUAUCAGCUACAUCUGUCUGCGGCCCAAUAACUCGGACCAGCAGCGCUCCAAGUCUCUGGCGGAGCUAAACGGGCUGAUAACCAACAAAUCGAUUGUGGGACAACGUCUGCUGUCUGCCUCCAAGAUCUCCCAGCACCGCAACCACGGACAGCGCCGGGAGAUCGACUCGCAGCGCAACAUUUACUCGCUAAGCGGACGCGAACUGGUAGUCGAGAAUCGGGGCAUUUGCCCGGAAGACUGCAACGUGACCUUCGUUUUGAGCGAGGUGCGCAAUGGAAAGCCCCACGUGCUGAGGAAUUUCACAAACACCGGAAUGUACGGCAUGGUGCCGGCUGAGUAUCACUUUAAGAACACCAAAUCCCAGAUGUCCGGCUUUGUGAUGAAGUUCUGGAAGUGGCAUGUCGGGAACAAGGUGCAGAAGCAGUCCCCCUCCCAGACAUCUACACCGGCCGCACAUAACAGCAACAACAAUGUGCAGAAGAGCAAUGGUAAUGGUAAUGGCAAUGGCAAUGGCAAUGGCAGCAACAGCAGCAGCAACACCAAGAACAUGAACUCCAUCAAGGACAAGGAGAAGUCGUCCCACGGCAAGAAGCAGCAGCAACAGCAGCAGCAGCGUCUGAAGCGCAGAGAAGCCGGAGAAGGCCAUGAAUUCCCCUCGGCCAGCCAGCAGUUCGAUGUCUUUGAGCACUUAAUCGAAAAGCGGAAGGCCUAUGGCGUCCCCUACAAGAACCAGACGAAGGCCAGCUCUGUGAACGGAAGCGGAGGCGGAGGCGGAGGCAGCAGCUACAAAAUGCAAAUGAUCACCGAGACGGUCAUCCUCGUCUUGUUCAUGGGCGCCGAUACACGGAUCGAAAACACGUCGCAGAGCAACAUUGUGCAGUUCUGCCGCCAGGACCGCAACGAGAUGGUGUGCCAGCCGGAUAUUAACAACCAGGAGCACUCGAUGCUGAUAGCCGAUCUGGACCAGGAUGGCUCACAGGAGCUGGUCACCUACAUGUCCAGCUUUGUGCACGCCGAGGAGCAGCCGUUGAGCGAAUGGAAAUUGGUUACCUACGUGCGCCUGCUGCGUAUUCAGUCCGAGCUGCCUGCCUACUACGAGGACGAGAAACACAACUAGGGCGUAGAUCGGCAACAGAACGCAACGGAACGGCGGAAUGUGCAUUUAAGCAUCAUCGCGCUGGUAGCUGCUGUCGGGCAUACAUCAAACGUAGACAUUAGUAGUUUAAUUACUAGUUGCAUGCAUUACAUUACACUGUACAUUAAAUAGAAGAACCUUUUCUAGAUACUACAGCCACCCCCCC